Molecule: messenger RNA, 1195 nt
Organism: Armigeres subalbatus
Lineage: Eukaryota; Metazoa; Arthropoda; Insecta; Diptera; Culicidae
Product: homeobox protein Hox-A5a-like
Exons: 5
Coding region: 79-1182 (367 amino acids)
Biological process (GO): neuron projection morphogenesis; spinal cord motor neuron cell fate specification; regulation of DNA-templated transcription
Cellular component (GO): nucleus
Molecular function (GO): sequence-specific double-stranded DNA binding; DNA-binding transcription factor activity, RNA polymerase II-specific
Source: RefSeq, a predicted model, not a curated record
CGCUGUAUUUAUUAUUUUGUACCGCAACUAGUAGUAAGUGUAUAUCAGGAGUUUAUUAAUUACUGGUGAUCAAUAAGAAUGUCUCAUGAAAUGGAAGUGACUGUGGAACAACCGGAAAAUGGUGAUAUCGGUUGUGGUGCACCAUGUGUAGAGGCGAAUAAUUUUACCGGAGGAAUAACGGAGGUGCAGUGUAGUAAUUUUAGCUUUCGUAACAAAUCUUCCAACAAUGCAAGUUCAUUUCGAAUCGAGGCCCUAUUGGCCAGUGCUAGUGAUACCAAAAAUGAGUCAUCGAGUGCAACAAUGAACAAGGAUUACAAACUGGAUGCUUUCUUGAACGAUGAGUCAUAUUCAGGACCCUUAUCAUCAGUUUCGUCAGACUCCAGUCCCAGUAUAAGCCCUGGCUGUGAAAAUCAAGAACACUACAAAGAUGAUGUGGAUGCCAACGACGCCGAAAGAGACAUCAAUAGCUAUCAGGGGUUUCCUCCCUACUACAAUAUCUCAAACUCUGCCUUCAUGUUUUGCUCGAGUAACAACGUAUCGGGACGGAGCGAAUCCGAUUUGAAGUAUCCCUUGGAAGAUAUUAGAGGCCAGUUGAACUUUCCACAGUUACCUCAGCUGGAGUUUUUAAGACAACCAUAUCUGUACUAUCCCAGGAUUACUGAAAUGGAGCUUUCAGGACAGCACACGGUGUAUGGCAAAAACCGUAGACCCCGCACAGCGUUCACAUCUCAACAAUUGUUGGAGCUCGAGAAACAAUUCAAAGUCAGCAAGUAUCUAUCAAGACCAAAGCGAUAUGAAGUCGCCAACAAUUUACUGCUUUCUGAAACACAGGUCAAGAUAUGGUUUCAAAACCGACGAAUGAAGUGGAAACGAUCCAAAAAAAUUAAUGAUUCUAAGAAAAUGGCCCACAAUGUUGCAUCUGCUAGCAAUUCUACGCAAUACAAUGAGGUCAAGAAGAUCACACCCGAGACUAAUACCCCUGCAAAUACAGAACAUCUCGAAUCUAACCAAGAACAUCAAUUGACUAGCAGCAAUAGCCUUACGGGCCAGACAAAACUAGCCGUUUCGCCGAAUUAUGUAAAGCAUGAUAGAUGUACAAAUGGCAACUCCAUAAUCGCAAAACAGUCUAUGCUUCGAUUAGACCAAGAAAAAUGCAAUGUUUUCAAACCAUAUAUAACGUAGAACUGGUGUUGAG